Pseudo-nitzschia multistriata is the source of this 527-nucleotide messenger RNA. The record is from the annotation of a GenBank genome assembly. Lineage: Eukaryota; Bacillariophyta; Bacillariophyceae; Bacillariales; Bacillariaceae.
CUCACCAGAGAAAAAAAUCGAGUUUUGGUCUUUUUUCGGUUGCCGGAAACCAUUCCGAUGAARAACGACAAGCACAACACAACGAUGGGUGCGAACACGGUACGACGGAGUGCAGCCACCGAUCGCGCUAUCAGCAGCCACCACUCCGGAUAGCUCGUUGCCCUGMAUUGGAUUGAAUCGCAUCGCRUCGCAUUUCUUUGCAUUUCGAAUCGCAUCGCACCCCGACCCAAACAACCACCUCCAUGGCCGGGCGGAAGGGCAAGCAGAAAAAAUCCGCGGGGGCGGGCUCUCGGUCUUCCGGUGCCGGUGCUCCGGGUUCGACAGCUCUUCCCGUUCCGGCCGGGAAGGGGAUGAUCCUCGUCGAUCCGGCCCGGUGCCGGUUCCAGCACUCGCGCAUCCGUCCCUACUUCUCGGGCUGCGGGAGGAGCGUCYACGAGACCCUCGAAAGCAUCAAGAGCGGCGCCACGAGGCUCUCCGACCUCCCGCCCAUCCAGGUCAUGGUCGGCGGAAGUGGCAGCAGCAGCAGC